CCUGCAGUGGGCCGCUCCCCCUUCUUUACCGCCCACUUUGGUUGAAGCCAAAACAGAACAUCAUGGCGAUUGAUGGUGGCGAGCGUAACUGUGGAGUACAUGAGCUGAUCUGCGUCAGAAAAGUUUCUCCAGAGGUUCUGGGGUUUCUGACAGCCAUCGGACUCUUCAUCAUCCUCAUGACCUUCCUCUUCUGGUACCUCAACAACAAGCUGGCACUAGAGAACCCAGGGAGCCUGCAGUGCCUUGAUGACUUCAGGAAAAACACCGAACUACAGGACAAGGCCUACGCUGACGCCGACCUGCAGGGCUCAUCAUCGGACAGCGAGGAUGAACUGAUGGGUCAGUAUCAGGAAGCGGUCAGCCGCUCUCAAGGCCUCCGGGGAGGAGCCAAGGCAGCUUCUAACGCCAAACACACCGGAGGUUUCAGCUGGGAGAGCCGGCAGAAGUACAGCCCUCUGACUGCUGAUUAUGACGGCUACAGCAGUGAAGCCUCGGCUGAUGAUGCCAACUGCAUCCAGCGGAUGAGACGAACUCCACCACUGGAUGAGCUUCAGCCACCGCCAUAUCAGGAUGAGAAUGGCUCUCCGAGGAUGUCCUGCACUCUAUCAGACCUGGGCGACGCCAAGUGUGAUCUGUCCCAGACCAGCGGCAGUCCCCACCUUUCCUUUGGCAAGUGUCCCAGUGAGGGCAGUGACGGCCAUGAAACUGAGAGUUACCUCAACAAGGGCUACGAGGAGGAUGUACCCAGCGACAGUACAGCUGUCCUCAGCCCAGAGGACAUGUCAGCUCGUGGAUCAGCGGCACAGCUCCCUAAAGGUUACGAACCAGAUCCUGUCGCAAAAUACGGCACCCUGGACAUUGUGUUUGACUACGACUCAGAGGAACAGCAGCUGGCUCUGACCAUCAUGGCGGUAACUGACCUUCCUGCCCUCAAACGCACCGGUAACAUCUCCUGGCAAGUCCACCUGGUGCUCCUGCCCACCAAGAAGCAGAGGGCGAAGACAGGCAUCCAGAGAGGCCCCUGUCCCAUCUUCACGGAGACCUUCCGCUUCAGCCAUGUGGAGUCAGAGAUGAUCAGCAAUUACGCCAUCCGAUUCCGCCUUUACAGUAUGCGUCGGAUGAAGAAGGAGAAGGUGCUCGGGGAAAAGGUGUUCUACCUCACCAAGCUCAACCUUCAGGGCAAAAUGUCUGUGCCGGUCAUAUUAGACCCAUGCUGUGUGCUCCCGGGCGGUGAAUCCCAGGUCAGCCUCUCAGACAUGACAUGCAGUGAAAGCGCCUCGUCAUUCCAGUCAGUCAGUCAGACUUCCACGCCAGAGAUCCUGGUGGGCCUGGUGUACAACGCCACGACAGGACGUCUCUCUGUGGAAGUCAUCAAAGGCAUCCAUUUCAAAAACCUAGCUGCCAACAAGCCACCCAACGGGCUGUUCUGUUGUCUAAAACACUUGAUAGGUGGACAGGUUUAUAUUAUCAGAGAUACUUAUGUUAAGCUGACCUUACUCAACUCCAUGGGCCAUGAGAUGUCCAAGUGUAAGACAUCCAUCUGUCGAGGUCAGCCCAACCCGACCUACAAAGAGACAUUUGUCUUCCAGGUAGCUCUUUUCCAGCUAUCGGACGUCACGCUCAUCCUGUCCGUCUACAACAAGCGCAGCAUGAAGCGUAAGGAGAUGAUUGGUUGGAUUUCCCUGGGCCUCAACAGCUCUGGAGAGGAGGAGCUCACCCACUGGACUCAGAUGAAGGAGUCCAAAGGACAGCAGGUUUGCCGCUGGCACAGUUUGUUGGAGUCCUAACAGCGACGGAAGAGUAAGUCGAUAAAAUGGGUGAGGGCAGCUGCACAGAGCUGUUGUCAUCCCAGAUGGGCAAGAAGUGGAUAAGGGAGAGGAGUGUGACAGUUGUCUGGUGAACCGGGGUCAGUGGUGAUGAAGAGAAAGAGACAGAACCACGUGUCUGCACUCUGCCAUAAACAUUUUCAUGGUACCGUUAGCUAAAUCACUGACAGCUGUUGAUUAGUAGUAUGACUAGUAAUGCAAUGUCACUAUUUUCAUGGAUUGCCUUGUAACAACCUUUAAGUUUCUGUAGGUGCCACUUGUUUGUCCACUGAACUGGUUGAGUUGGGGCUCGCUCCAAGAAGCUGGUUCUGGACAACACUGUUGAGUAACUUGUUGCCCGGUAGUUUUGUGUAAUCACACCUCCAGCUUUACGUUUUAAUUAUUGUUUCCCAUUCAGCGUUCUAUUAGAUUUUUCUGGCUAACGUAUGUAGAACAAAUUUUUGUCAGGGAUCCAGACGUUGAUAACAAAAAAUAGCUCCUAAUUCACAUAAAAUGUAUGUUUUCUUGUAGAGGUUUCACCAUCACUGUUAAAGGCAGUCACUUUCUAACUGUGAACCGUGACUUCCUACAAUAAGACGACAUUCUGGAGCAUAUUCAUGAUCUUGCCGGAGUAAUUUACUAUUGCAGCCAGUGUUCAUCUGCGUUUGAAUCAGAGACAGAGGACAGCUGUGUGUCGUAGAGCAGUGUUGCACUAUCAGAAAAUAUUUUAGUUGACGGGACUAAUGUCCAGGAGCCUUCUAAUGAGCUAAAAUGUUCCUUCAGCCCUUUGUUGUCAUAUUGACAUAUAAAUCAUUAUAUCAUUUAUGAACUGAUUUACCAUGCCAUAUUUUCACACAAUACAAAAUCAUGAUGUUUAACAACAUUUUAAGGAAGACUUGUAUUUUCAAAUUGGACGUCUUCACUUAUAUAAAUUCUCAUUGAACUUAUGUUUUUCAGGUGUUUCCUUUUUCUUUAGUGUGUAAUAGCUGUUUUUUCCAUUUAAAAUGUUUGCAACCUUGCCCACACCACAGAGAAAAUACUCCUACUUACUACUACUUUCUGCCUUCACUCUUAGAUCUAGGGUUAAGGGUUAGGGUUAGGAUUACCUAUCUCGACCCAGCUGACCAAUCAGAGCCAAGCUGGGCUUUUUGGGAGCGGUUCUGAAAGAGACUGGAGGUAAAACGCAGCGUUUUAUGUAGAGGCUUAGAAGAGGAGCUGGAGCAAUAUACAGUAUGAGAAAAGUGAUGUUUUUCAGCAUUAAUGCAUCUAAACAUAUUCAAGGAGACCCCACAAAUACAAUUAUGAACCUGUAAAUUUGAGUAAUAUGGACUCUUAUAAUAACGUGGGACUUCAUCAUCAAUUCAUCUAUCACAAGAUUUACUCUGUGGCUUCAAGCUGUGUCCGCCACAAUAAAGGAAGGAAACCCAAAAAAAAAGUUUGCAAAUUUUUUUUUUUUUUUUUAAAUUUUGGUUGUAAAAUAGUGGGAAUAAAAUAUGCAUCUUACAAUGGAUUAAAAUGCAGAAAUACAAACCCUUGAGCAGGAAGUUUUGGGGGUUAAAUUGACUUUGAAACUUCAUUUAAGCCCUGGUUGCUACUUACCAGCACUUCAAACAAAACAAUACCCACACAGUCCUGAAGAGUUUACUGAGAGUGAUCAACUGCUCAUAAUUAUCAACAAAAUGCCAUUCUGUCCUAUUUUAUAGCAAUUUCCCUGUUACAACAGUGGACAGAAAUACAUUGCCCAUGGCAUCACUGCAGUUCUCUACUUAGCUCUUGAAUUUCUCCAGAUGUUGUUAAAGUGAGAGGUGUGGCUACACAAAGCUGUCUUCACUGCUCAUGCUAAAUGCACUUAAUGUUACGUGUUAAUCACAGUCAAAUCAUUGUUUUUGAGCUAGAAACAUGCAACAUGUCACUUCAUCCAUCCAGGGAAAACAUUAGUGGGAGUUUCAUAACCUGAAUAUGGAUAGUGUAAAGGUUAAAUCUUAGCUAAAGUUUAAUCUACCACAUCCCAGUGUGUCUACUGCGAACGUUUUGCAGUUAUCUGUUUCAUUUAAAUGUGCAGAACUCUGUGGGGAUGGAGGGAAGAUGGAAGAUACGUACUCCGCCAAGGAACGCGGCAUGGUUAUGUGAUGAUCGGUGUAAGUCUGUCUGUUUGUGCACAACAUUCCUCAAAAAUGGAUUUGGAUGAAAUUUUCAGGGAAAGUCAGAAAUGACACAAGGACCACCCCAUUAGAUUUUGGCAGUGAUGCGAUUUAUUGUCUGGAUCCAUGGAUUUGUUAAAGAUUUAUGUAUCAUUGCAAGAUAGCAUCACAGCGUCACUGUAACUAUGACAAGUGAACGCUACGUCAGCUGCCUGCUGAUGAUCACAUGAUUGCGAUCCUACUACGAAUCGACCACUGCGGACUUAUUUGGAUUUAUCUGUCGAAAAUGAUACAAGGAACAAUUGAUUAAAUUGUGGGGGUGUUUCUGAAUUCCAUCAAUUCCCGUCAUUCCCUACAUAUUUAGGUUACAUGAUCAGUUUCCAUACAUAACAUACACAUGCACAACACACGACUGUGCUCAGUACAAGGUCAUUUUUUAUUAAAGAUUUCAUCCGUCGGAAAUGAUAGAACAACUGAGCAGCCUUGGCGGAGUACUGCACUCUCUGAGUGCUUUUCUUGUUUAGUCAGCAAUGACUUAUAGGACAACUAAAAGACAGCAACCAAUCUGAACAUGUAGGAAGGUCAGAUGAAUUGAAAUUACUACAUUUUCACGAGUUCCUCUCUUGGUCGACACUGCCGAGGUAAAACCACAGUCUGAAGCUCAGCUUAAGUAAACAGAACAACUGCUCAAUAACUUCAGUCAUGUUUGCCAGACAAAUAACCUGACAUCACUGACAGCAGAAGUGCCAUGACUGAUGUUGAGAUAAGGUUCAGCAGUCAUCUCUCCGAAGAAAUAAGCAUCUCACGUUGUCACAUAUUUCUGGAGAAUGAACCGACAGACUGAGAUAUGUUAUAUAUAGAAAAGUGUCGUAGUUACUGUGGUGGUUUUGUGAACUUGACUUUCCAUUCAAAAGUUACAAUGUCAAAGAAUUUUUUAAAGAAACUUAAGUCACCUUUUUGAAUAAAAAAUAUCUCUUACAUGACAGUUAACAGGUGAGAAGUAAACCUACCUGUUACCCUCUUUUAAUGCUCUGGUGCUAUAUAAGAGCUGUGGCUGCAGAAGCCCUUGCCUUAUGGUUUUAGUCAGUUCAUAAAGGUCUUUAAGUGGACCCAGUUCAAAAACAGACACAGACACACCCUGAGAGCACACAGACCUGCAUCCAUAAUUACAGAAAGCACACACUGGUGGGAAUUCAGACUGUGAGAAGUGAGAUGAUUUAACCGGAGACGCAGCGUGCAUCGAAAAACAGGAGGAACAGGCUGCAUUUUUAGCUGUGGCCACUUUCUCACUUCACUUCAUUUACAGACAACAGAAAAUACAUAUGCUCUUUACUGUGCCUGUGGUUGUGGUGAAAGCUAGCUUUGUGCAGUUUACCAAAUGUGUGUGUGUGUGUGUGUGUGUGGGUGUGUGUUGACUGGAGAAGGUACAGUAAAGGGAGUGUAGGGGGGCUGUGAUACAGGUAGUUGUGGCAUUUUCUUGUUGGGUGUGACAGUUUUUGAUUUUAGUUACUGGUAAUUAGAACAAAAUAACCCACUUCUUGAUUGUCUGGCAUAUACUUUAUAUUAGUAAAUGUUUUCUUAUCUAUUUUUGUAUUAAUAAUGGGGGACAAAUUUGUGUCAAGACAGUUAUUAGUGAGUGAAAUGUUCACCCUCCCUGUGAGCAGUACUGUUCUGGAUCGCUGCUUUUUAUUAAUUCAGUUUAUGUAUCAAGAAUAGAACAUGUCUUAGAGCUCAGGUCUCAUUCACGUUUCCUUUUCUCAAACCAGAGAGGGAUGUGAUGGAGACCGGCAGAGCUCAUCUCAAAACAAUCUGUCAAGACUUUUCAGCUUUGAUGCUUUCUAACAGUGUGAAACAGAAGCACAGCCUGUACUGCAUAAAAGUGAAAUACACCAUGUGAAAGACAGCCUGGCAGUCAGCUCAUUUGUACAUGUGGAGAUAAAUCUCCUAAUGGGGAUCCAAACUUGUGGUAUUUGGCAUCUUUUUCUUACCACAUCAACCUGGAUCUUUUGAUUUGACUUUAGUAAAUGAAUUUUUGUGUGACAUUUGAUUAUCUGUGAUGAAGGACCAUUGGUCCUGUUGAAUCAACAGAAGAUGUGAGAAGAUAUUAAUAACUAAGAAGUGCGAUCACAUGUCAGUGGGUGUCUGAUGGCAGCCGCUCACUGUUCAAACAUGCCUGAAAAAAAAUGUUUUUCCCAGAAAUAUAAUUAUGCUAGAAAGAACUAGUAGCUGAAAACCUAAUGGAAAAGGAAGCUUUAUUUCCUAACAGCACACCACAUCCUGUAAUUCAUUCUACUGGUGUUUUAAAUGGUCCUGCUGCAACAUACGGAGGCCAAAACAGCACAGAAAGAUGUAAAAACUGAACACUAUGAAAUAAAUAUAUAUACUACCGUUCAAAAGUUUGGGGUCACUUAGAAAUGUCCUUAUUUUUGAAAGAAACGCAUUUUUUUCAAUGAAGAUAACAUUAAAUUAAUCAUAAAUACAGUCUAGACAUUGUUAAUGUGGUAAAUGACUAUUGUAGCUGGAAACGGCUGAUUUUUAAUGGAAUAUCUCCAUAAGGGUACAGAGGAACAUUUCCAGCAACCAUCACUCCUGUGUUCUAAUACUACAUUGUGUUAGCUAAUGGUGUUGAAAGGCUGAUUGAUGAUUAGAAAACCCUUGUGCAAAUAUGUUAGCACAUGAAUAAAAGUGUGAGUUUUCAUGGAAAACAUGAAAUUGUCUGGGUGACCCCAAACUUUUGAACAGUAGUGUAUAUGAAUUGGUGUGCUUUGAAUUCCCUUCCUAUAAAUUUUAGAUGAAGAUUGAUAAUUGUGUUUUAAAAGGUCCUGCUACCAAGUAUGGAAGACAAAAUGGCCAUAUAAUUUCAAUACUAAUAACUAAUAAAUUUACAAAUUUUGAAUAAUUUUAUUUGGAAAACUAUGAAUCAGUAUUGUUUGAAUUGACCUCUUAAAAAAUUAGACUUCAAGUUCUGCAACAUCAGAAACAUGGUUUUAUUGACUUUAGAUUGUACAGAUAUGAAACGCCAAUUGUGUCCAAUAUUCAAAAACAAAACAACACAAUACAACCAGUUUUUGGGUUGCUUAAAUUCAUCAGUUUGUUUUAGAGCCAACAUUUUCAGCAGAAAUUAAAAAAACAAAAAUGAGGUCUUUAAAAUUAGAUUCAGGCAAAAUUAAAACUCCAGAAUUUGUUUUAUCAGCUGUGUGAUCCAAGAAAGAAAAAUUCAGAUGAGCAACAGGAAACCCCGUACAUGUGAAUUUUCUGUUCGAUCUUGUGUUCCUUAAAAAAAAACAAAACAUAAAUUUAAAUUUCAAAGCGGGGGAUUUGAAAGCAAAAACAUUUUACUGCUCAAAUUUUGGU
This is a messenger RNA of Amphiprion ocellaris (clown anemonefish), 7300 nucleotides long. RefSeq names its product synaptotagmin XIVa (gene syt14a). Lineage: Eukaryota; Metazoa; Chordata; Actinopteri; Pomacentridae. The record is from RefSeq and is a predicted model, not a curated record. The coding region runs from base 63 to 1787 and encodes 574 amino acids. The transcript is spliced from 9 exons.